AUGAUCUACAAGAAUAGCAAAGUAAUUGGAAAUUUUACAACAAGUUGAGUUUUAUGAAGGCCGAAGUGCUACAAUCUAUACAGCAAGAGUCCGUGAAGGAGUGGAUUGACGAGGACAUUAAUACUCUCAUAGAGUUUUAUCAAAGUAAUCCUUGCCUGUGGGACCACAGGAUUCAAGAAUAUCAAGAUAGAAAUCUGAAAAGCCUUGCCAUGGAAGAGUUGUCUUCAAAGAUACCAAACCGCAGCGCCGACGAGAUAAAAACAGAAUGGCAUAACCUCAAGACCAUUUGGCAGAGGGAAAAUAAACGCCAAGAAGGGAGCAAAGUAUCAGGAAAGGGUACCGACCAAGUGUACACAUCUAAAUGGAGAUACUUUGGUUUGUGCCCUAUCGUUCUUAAAACGCUGCAGCGAGAAAUCCUUAAAACGCCAAGCUCCCAGGCUACAGUUGAUGCCAGCGAAGAGCAGACAUUUGCAAAGAUGGUCACAGAUACUUUGAGCUGAUUUACGGGGAGACAAAAAGCCAUAGCGAAAAAGAUGAUAAGUGAUGUCCUAUUUCAAGUUGAAAUGGGCUACACGGAAACACAAGCAUACCCAUCUCAAUAUCCUUCUCAGUAUGUGCAGCCAGGUUUCUAAUCUAUAAGCUUCACCCUUUUGAACUGUUUUUAAACCUGUAUUGAACUCAAUUUUGUUCUUAAGG
Exaiptasia diaphana is the source of this 696-nucleotide messenger RNA. RefSeq lists its product as uncharacterized. The record is from RefSeq and is a predicted model, not a curated record. Lineage: Eukaryota; Metazoa; Cnidaria; Anthozoa; Actiniaria; Aiptasiidae. The transcript has 2 exons.